AUGCACGUGGACGAGCCCAUCCGGUGGCCGUCAGGUGAAAAAGGAAAAGGCAAAGCGAAAGCCAUCUCGAACGAUGAGCCUCAGGAUCUCGACAACUUACCGUGGGUGGAGAAGUACCGCCCGGUGACUCUCGACGAUGUCGUGUCUCACCAAGACAUUACGAGCACAAUCGAGAAGUUCAUCGAGAAGGACCGGGUACCACACAUGCUGUUCUACGGACCACCAGGAACUGGAAAGACGUCGACCAUUCUGGCGGUGGCACGGCGGAUAUACGGCCCCUCGUUCAGGAGGCAGAUUCUCGAGUUGAACGCGUCAGACGAUCGUGGUAUCGAUGCCGUUCGUGUGCAGAUCAAGAACUUCGCGGAAACGCACAUGAUGACCACGGCCGCGCAGUCUGCGCUACGCCGUGUCAUUGAGCAGUACACGCGCAAUGUCAGAUUUUGCAUCAUCUGCAACUACGUGAACAAGAUCAUCCCGCAUGUCAAACUUACGCCCGAGGGCAAGCAGGCUCUGCUUAAGCUUUCUAAGGGAGACAUGCGACGCGCUUUGAACGUUUUGCAGGCUUGCCAUGCAGCGUACGAUCUUACAGGCGAAGAGGAGAUCUACAAUUAUAUCGAGGCCAUAGUCAACUCUAUGCUUCAAGACGAGUUCACCACUUCGUAUAAUAGUAUUGAUCACGCUAUCAAGACGGACCGAGGACUAGCGCUUCCAGAUCUAAUAAAUGGCGCAUACGAAUACAUUGAGACCAUCGAAUUCAAACCACACGUACGCAUAUACUACUGGAUUCUUAGCAACUACAGAGUAGCUAACGCUCUCCUGGGCGCUUUCAAACACGCCGUCGAGUUGUCUGCCAAGGCUACGUAG
Molecule: messenger RNA, 864 nt
Organism: Epithele typhae
Lineage: Eukaryota; Fungi; Basidiomycota; Agaricomycetes; Polyporales; Epitheliaceae
Product: P-loop containing nucleoside triphosphate hydrolase protein
Exons: 9
Coding region: 1-864 (287 amino acids)
Biological process (GO): DNA repair; DNA-templated DNA replication
Cellular component (GO): Elg1 RFC-like complex; Ctf18 RFC-like complex; DNA replication factor C complex
Molecular function (GO): DNA clamp loader activity; ATP binding; ATP hydrolysis activity
Source: RefSeq, a predicted model, not a curated record